Messenger RNA from Medioppia subpectinata, 1008 nucleotides. The record is from the annotation of a GenBank genome assembly. Lineage: Eukaryota; Metazoa; Arthropoda; Arachnida; Sarcoptiformes; Oppiidae.
GUUUUCCUUUACUUUCUGUUAAUUUCUGUUAUUUUAAUCAUUAAUUAAUAAUUUAUUUAUUUUAUUCAAUGAAUACAUUGUUUAAUACAUUCAGUAUUUAAUACCAAAAAUUAAUAUUGAGAUUAAUUAUCUGUGAUCUGAUCCGCGAAAGUGAUAGUCGAGACACAAAUGGCGCCAAUUCUUGCCUCGGGAACAAUGAUUGGCCAAAGAUAUCAAGUGACGGAUCAGUUGAGUCAUUACAAAGAGCUGUUCAAAUGCGAGGACACGAGUGUCGCCGACGGCAACGAUCGGCGCAAACAAUUGGUACUCAAAGUGGAGAGAAUUGGACACAAAGAGGACAACAAACGACUCGAAAACGAGUACCGAUUCCUCCAAAUAUUGUCAACCAAUCAAUGGUACGAUUUUAUGAUUGAUUAUCUGACGGACCAAUCGUUUCGGUAUCUAUUGAUGAGACCUUUGGGUCAGAAUUUACGGGAAUUUUGCGCACAAAAGAGAAAACUGAAUGAAUGGGGAAUUCAGACGUUGAUGUCGUUCGCCGACCAAAUGAUAUCUCGUGUGGCGAACUGUCACUUAAGAGGUAUUCUUCAUCAGGACAUCAAACCGGAAAACUUUAUGGUCGACACCGAGAACUCGGAUGUGUUGUAUUUGAUUGACUUUAAUUUGGCCAAAAUGUUGUUCAAUGAGAGCGGAGCACACAUUCCUCACCGCCGGAGAAGUGCCGUCCAUUCGACGGGAAACGUCCAGUUCUUGUCAGUCAACGCACACGAAGGCCAUCAACAGUCCCGAAGAGAUGACCUGAUCUCUGUUGGCUAUACAAUGAUAUUCUUAGCCAAGAAAUCGCUUCCGUGGUCUCGUCAUUCGUCGCGAUACUAUAGCUCGCGAUCGGACUAUUUAUCAGCCGUCGGACAGCUUAAGAGCAGCUGUUCUGUCGAUGAGCUUUGCGAAGGACUUCCCGAUGCCUUCAAACAGUACUACUUAAACACAAACUCAAAUUUCAAAAUGCUUUGA